AUGGCCGACGUUGAUAUGAAUGGAAGCGGCAAGGACUUUUCUUGGGCCACCAAGUCUGUCGAAGGAUGGAUCAUUUCCGUGACCAACCUCCACGAGGAAGCUACCGAAGAAGAUUUGAAAGACUUUUUCGCCGACUUUGGACCUGUCAAGGGCUUGAACAUGCCCCUGAACAGACGGACGGGAUAUGUUAUGGGUUACGCGUUGAUCGAGUACGAGACUAGACAAGAGGCGGAGAAGGCUAUUGCUGAGACGGACGGGACUCAAUUCCUCGAACAAACCAUCCACACGUAA
Molecule: messenger RNA, 291 nt
Organism: Cryptococcus wingfieldii CBS 7118
Lineage: Eukaryota; Fungi; Basidiomycota; Tremellomycetes; Tremellales; Cryptococcaceae
Product: RNA-binding protein 8A
Exons: 3
Coding region: 1-291 (96 amino acids)
Biological process (GO): RNA splicing
Cellular component (GO): nucleus; cytoplasm; exon-exon junction complex
Molecular function (GO): mRNA binding
Source: RefSeq, a predicted model, not a curated record